AUGACCGUAAACGCUUACGUCAAGACGAAUCGGAAACCCAUUGUAGGCGAUGGUGGCGGAGUCUUGUAUUGCGACGGGGAUGACUACGCAUACGCCAAGUACUCGCCGAAUCAGAAAGCGGAAGCUUACAACUCAUGGGAUCCCACUACCGGAAACGGACUUCUGAGUCUUGAUAUUACGCCGGUCUUUGAGCAAUGGAAACACAUGGCAAUCGUUUCAACUAACACAACAUUGCGGAUGUAUCUGAACGGCGAACUUCUUGGACAGAUCGCGAAUGUGCCGUUUUUCGGGAAGCGGGACGGGUUAUACUUGUGUCAUUGGCCAUUCUGGGGAAAUUACCACUACUAUAAAGGGUUCCUUGACGAGUUUAGAGUCUCCAAUUACGCGCGAAGCCGGAAUGAAAUCCAAGCCGACAUGCACACCACUCUGACGGGAACCAAACAGGGACUCAAAGGCUACUGGAACCUUGAUCAGUAUGCCGAUGCCAUAGCGUUCCAACAGCCUUAUUCGCAAAACCGGUAUCUCAAGGAUUCAAGUCCUUUCAAAAACGACCUUGUCCCAGGUGGAUGUGUUCCCAAUAAGCUUCCUUAUUGCCCACUGGGUGCCGGGCAAUGCACAGCGACAGAAGUGCCUCAGGCAGAUUGCUGGGACAAGGAUGGGAGCACACAGAAAGCCGCGGCACUACCGGCGCUGUACCUGCCCAAUGCUCCCGUCGGAGGGUAUUUGGCCCCACUUCUGGUAGAGCCAGGCAUCAACACUACCGUGUCCCUAACGGCUUUCGAUCCUGAUGGUGACGUCCUGACGAUCAAAAUUGUCACUGUUCCGGAACGAGGCGCAUUCUACACGAGUAGCGGCAAGGCUGUAGCUGCUGGGGAUGAAUUUCUUGCGGGCACUGAGCUUACCUUUUACAAUCCCAACGAGUAUGAAGGCGGGAAGCCGGCAUCACAAAUUACUUAUCUCGUUUCCGACGGAUUGGACACGGCAUCCAAGCAAGCUACCGUGCCUAUACACGUCAAAUGUCCUCCUGGAACUUUCUUGAACCUUGAAACAAACCAUUGCGAAGACUGUCCACACGGCCAGUAUAUGCUAGGCAGCGGAUUCCAGAAUCAGUGUGUGCGCUACUCGAACUUUGUCUGGAAGUCUGGCCUCGGCGGAGUGGUCGCCGCUAUCAAAACGGUGGCAUUGGCAUACGUGUGUGUCUUGGCCAUAGCGGUCAUCAUAUACAGAAAGAGCAAUAUAAUUCGGGCCGCCAGCCCUGGGUUCUCUUUUCAAAUUAUCUUCGGAAGCAUUCUUGGACUGUUGGACGUAUACACCUACAUCGACAUUCCGAAUGCCACUACCUGCAUUCUGCAGCCUUUGUUCGUUGCUGUUGGGUUCACAAUCGCGAUCGGGAGCCUCGUGAUUAAGACGCUACGUGUUCACAUCUUAUUCAACUUUCCUUUCACCGCCAAGCGGUUUCGCUGGGCCCUGCGAGACAGGUUCCUCUUCGCAGUCUCUGGAGCAGCAGUCGCAGUUGAUUGGAUCAUUUUGAUAGCCUGGUUCGCACAGGACAAACCUCGGCCGCAACUGCUAACGGAUGUUGGCGGUUCAUUGUAUUGGGGUUGCACUUCGAAUGAUUCUUCUACUGCUCAAGCUUUCUCGACAACUCUGAUUGUGUACAACAGUCUUUGGUUGCUUCUCGGCAUUUAUUCCGCGGUUCAAGUGCGCAAUGUGAAAUCGGCCUUCAACGAAUCUCAGCAUAUCAUUAGCUGCAUCUACACCCUUAUGCUGGUUUCAGUCAUCCUUCUACCGAUGAACUACGCAGUCGAGCUGUUUGGAUUUCAAGUCCGCAGCCUCUUCGUUGCAUUCCUGCUCAUUUUGGGCUCCGUCUUCGUAUCCACCCAGCUUUUCAUCCCGAAGCUCAUCGCUAUCAGGGCUUUGGAAACGCGCGACAAUAAAGAAGAUGCCGAUUCAGGGACACAAUCCAGGAAUAGGAGCCCAUCCCAUAAACCUUCAGCCAACGAUUUGGAGGACAGCAACCAAACAAACUCCUUUGGCGUUGAAAGCAUUUCGCACGAGCAGCAAAUGGAGAAAUGCAUGUGUUUAUCGUAUCGACAAAGCACGUCAAAUUACUAUGUGUAUCAGCGAAACAGUGUGAAAACAGUCAACGAUACCACCAUCUCUCUUGCCACGCAAGAUGGUGAGCAUAUCAAACUCAGAUUUGGAGACAAAGAGCACAAAGAUGCUUGGAUGACCGCCUUGAAGGCCGGUGCAAAGGCGAUCGGCCCUAUAUCUACCGUAGCGGCGACAGCCAGUCUCCAGCCGUAG
This is a messenger RNA of Fimicolochytrium jonesii, 2307 nucleotides long. RefSeq names its product 7 transmembrane sweet-taste receptor of 3 GCPR-domain-containing protein. The record is from RefSeq and is a predicted model, not a curated record. Lineage: Eukaryota; Fungi; Chytridiomycota; Chytridiomycetes; Spizellomycetales; Powellomycetaceae. Gene Ontology annotation, biological process: G protein-coupled receptor signaling pathway. Bases 1 to 2307 code for a protein of 768 amino acids. Gene Ontology annotation, cellular component: G protein-coupled receptor heterodimeric complex; membrane. The transcript has 14 exons. Gene Ontology annotation, molecular function: G protein-coupled GABA receptor activity.